AAGAACUGCUUGCUUUGUAUAAUUCAAGAGUAGAGCAACGCGUUCUGGAGCGUACCAUAUAUACUUAAACUACUUUCUCUAACUAUUUUCUCUUUUUGGGAAAGUAAGAAGCAAGAUGUUCGCCUCGUCUAGCAAUACCCUGAUCAUGUCUUCGAAUUCCGAAGACGCAGGGCCUCUGCUCGGCCCAAGAAGUUGUACGAUGUCCGACACCAGUAUGGAAGUGUCAGAAUCGAAAUCGACAAAAUCGAAAAAUUUGUGAUGCGCAAAAUCGUAGCCAGUUAGAGCCACAGUUUGGAGUCGGCGCAUGACAAAUUUUCCCCGUCCUGGAAGCGAGUCUGUCGCGCGGUUUAGGGCAAAAGAGCUGCCUUCUGUCAUGCUAGUCAGCAGCCCAACAUUUGACCCUUACCAGGACUAUAGUCCUCCUUCCUUGCAUCCUCUGCAAUAGAGUCGCUUUCUGUGUAGCAUUUCAUGCAUUACAGAUAAUCUCGAUUUUGACGAUUUCGAUCCUGACACCCCCAUAACCAGUCCUCCAUUGAGGCCCGGUUCAAAUGAUCCAGGACCAGGAGUAUCCUGAGUAAAAUCGUCCCCACCCCAUAGUCAAGAUGGGGAUUUUGCAACACAAACCUGGAAGUCUUGGGACUCAUGCAUCACAAGUUGCAGUCCGUAGUGUAGUGCAGGUUAGCAAAGGCAAACGCAUCAGAAAUCCACCUGCUUAUCCUGGUUACAGCAUUACAAAUUCCAAAACACGACUAGAAACUCCUCUCAUGGAGAUGCCCAUUACAAAUGGUCCUGUCGUUGCAAAUCUGCAUGACAACUCUGGGGUGGGGACGUUUUUACAAAUGAUAAGGAGAACCGGACCCUCUUCCCCCUGAUUUUUCUUGCACCAGACCAACAGCACAUGGUGCUCCCGUAGCCGCAAAUGCGAAAAAUGCAAAAAGGAAGAACACCAGCACGAGCACUAGCAGCUUGGGGGCGGGUACUACUGGUUCUAUUUCCUGCAGCGACCCAAGUAGGACAUUGAUGUCGUCCUCAACAUCGUCGACUGGUGCGGGGUUGAACAAUGAUAACAAACACCAGCGCAUUCUGAAUUACCCACUCACGCCGGAAGUUGGGCCAAGGGAAGUUGUGCUCCUAGAAGCUCCAGUGAUCGAGAAAUGCGACGUAGGAACAAGACCCGACGGAGAAACGGGCGUGCUGGACCUUGUUGAUAGGGAACAUCAUCAUGCCGGUAUAAUAUCUUCAAACCACCGCGGAGGAGCACAAUAUAAUGGAAAUGGAGCAUAUAAAGGAAAUGAGGUUGCGGCAGGACCACGAGGAGCAUCUUCUUCAACACAUGAGCUGCGGAAGAAUACGUCUAGUACAACGAGCAUAAAAGAUCUGUACAACGUAGUUCCAGUAACAUCUGUGGAUGAUAAGCACGACCAGCAGACGAAGACUCGCAAGCCGCGACAUUCCUGGAGCGUGCACAACUAUGACCCGCUCAGGUGUCAACUUGCAGGCUACGUAAACGUUUACAAUAGAUAAAUAUGCAAAUCUGUGAUGCAAAAGGUGCAUGAUUUAAGUUAAGUAGCCUACUCGUACUCCUGCAGGAGUGCGCAUGACAAGUUCUGGAGUUGUCCCAAACGACCGGACUAGAGUCGGGCGAAAUUUGAUUGUCUUGCAGAAACUGGAACAGGAACGUUGUGCGAGUCUGUCAUGCUCGUCAUCAUGCAAUACAAAACGCAGAGGCAGACUCUAUUGGAACGCUUGAGAUUUUUGUAACGUUUGAGAAGGUCAUGACAACCUCCGGGAUUUUCUUGCUGAAGAGGAAGAAGUGGACUCGGAUUCCUACACCCGCAUUUAUGGCCCGCUUAAGUUUUGUUAGAAUCUGUGAUGCAAAAGGUGCAUGAUCCAUCCUCUUCUCACAGGAGUAAGUACGCAUGAUAAGUUCGAGACGAGUACCAAACCGCACCAGAAUUAUUCGGCUCAAUUUGUAUUGCAAAAAGCGAAACACAACUACUCUGUGUGUCUCUCAUGCUGUUGAUCAUGCAACACAAAAUCCAGACACAGACUCUGUGUACUGUAACCACGUCUGAGAUUUUUGUAACAGCUGGGCAGGUUAUAAAAUUCCCACCGCGUUUUUCUCUACUUCUUUGACAUCGGAAGAUGACGAUCAUGUAUGAAUUGCAAAAGUAUCGUACUCGUAGUCGUAUAAAUGCAUUACAAAUUUCCUCAGCAUGAGAGAUAAAAUUUGUGAUGCUGAUUUACCUUAAGAGAAAGAUUUUUAAAUGCAUGACUGCAAUACGAAUACGAUUGAUACUUUUGCACAGGAUAUCACGACAAAUUCGACGAUAUUAGUCUUUUUCGCAUCUACGCUGCCGAGGACCCUCACGCGGCACUCUCCCCCUCUAGCCGAACAGGACAUCAUAACCCGGCCUCCUCAAGUAGCAGGCAGCAGCGCAUGGCUAUCCUAUGUAAAAACGUCCCCAACCCAUAGUCAAGAUGGGGAAUCGGCUAGACAAAUCUACAAGUUUUGGCUGCUUUGCAUGACAAAUUUGGAUUUGUAGUGUAGUGCUGUUUGAGCUAGCUCAGCAGCAUCACAGAUCUAGUAUAUCAUGCUGAUUGAAGUAUGACAGAUUCCAAAAAACGCCUAAACAAUGCUUCUCAUGGGGCUCCGCAUGAGAAACAUUUUCAGCAUGCAGAUUUGCAUAUACAACUAUGGGGUGGGGACGUUCUUCAAUACGAUAAUGGCCAUGGCGUCCUUGCUCCUGGACCGGUGGCGUUUCGAGGUUCUAUGACAAUGCACAACUCCCCCUCGUCCCCCUCAUUUGUCAUGCAAAGUACCAAUUAUCCAUCCCUUUCCGUGAAGCACUGCUUUGAUGACAGGUUCCGGAAGCUGAAACAGGAACAGCACUAGAAUCGGUCGCGAAUUUGUCAUGCAAAAGCUGCAUUUAUGCCAGCACUUGUGUUGCUGCUUAUGCACUUCAAAUGAGGGAAAGGGGGGAGUUCGUUGUGGACUCUCAUAGGUUCCGUACGGGACUUACAAACGCAUCGCAUUGUUUCUCGCCUUGCUGGCGAGUGGGUAUGUUGUGGUCGUGUUUUUCGCUGGAACAACGUCGAGUGCCCUGGCGUCUGGCGAGCACUAUUCGGGAACCUCCGCCGCAGCUUCAUCUUCUAGCCGCAGUGCCGAUCAUACCAGAGGUGAUACAUCAACCGGGGAGUACUAUGGCGCGGGUGGCGCACAUGGCGCGAGUGCGGAUAGCACAUCAUUGCACGGAAUCGCAACGACCGUGGAUAGCAGUGCAGGAGGUACAGGGGAGAAAGGGAUGCAGGUACACAACAAGAAGGAUCUCGCUUGUGUCUCUGCGCACCGAACAGUUGAAAAUCAUGCGGAUCUUACAUAAUUUCCCGCCCAUGUUCUUCUACAGAACAGCAUUAGCCGAUGCUGUGGAACCAAAAUCAAGAAAAAAAAUAUCAACAGGCCAUCUGCUGCGACCUGCGGCAGCUGAUUUUCCUCGGUUUCCUGUUAGCGCACCUUGCGUCCCUGCAGGACAAAGUGCGUUUUUAUCCCAAUGCAAAAACGUCCCCACGACCCCAGAUCCAAGACAAGGAUUCCGCUUCACAGAACCAGCAUCUUUUGGCUGUCGCGCAUGACAAGUUUGGGCUCGCCGUUUCAUCGCGUUUACGUUUAACUAUUGUACUAGCUGCAUCACAAAUCGAUCCCCUUAUGCUGCUUCUAGCAUGACAAAGUGCCAGACAGCAUUACAGGAUAGUACUCAUGGGGCUCUGCAUGACAAACAUUUGAGGCUUGCGGAUUUGCACGACAGCUCUGGGGAGGCCGCGGGGACGUUUUUGCUCUGGAUAGCUUCGAGUACUUGUUCAAGUUUUCCGAGAAAAAGCCGCGGGGCUACAUUUUCGUGUGCAUCUUUUAUGAACUGCAAAAGUAUCUGAUACUCGUACUGCAAUCAUGCAUUACAAAUCUUUUUCUUGAGGUAAAUCCGGAUUACAAAUUUUAUUUCUCAUGCUGUAAUUUGUAAUGCAUUUAUACGAGUACUACGAGGAUACUCUUGCAGUUCAUAUCUUUUUUCUCACGGCAACUGACUUUUUCACCAAGAUGUACGACAAGCUCUUCAGUGGUAUCAAAUGCGAAAAUGUCUGGGCCUGGAAGAAUGCAUGUUUGUCAUGCUUGUAUGGCAUGACUCUUAAAUCUGUCAUGCGCCUUACCUAAUAGCCCCAUUCUUCUGUCAUGCAGAAACGCAGUUUGUCAUGCAGAAUAGGCAACACCUAGGUAGAAGCUCAAAAACUUGUCAUGCUGAGCCAGCAUUUGUGGCCUCCUCAUGAUACGCCACCCAGCGUCACAAGUUUCCAGACCCAGACAUAUUUGCAAUGCAUAAGUGGCGUCUUCGGACUAAUUUUCUCGAUACUCCACUCCGUCGCCCGGUUCUGCCUCCCCGGGUUUAUCGUUCGAACUUUUUCAUCUUCUUCUUCAAGCACCUCGGCUGAACAAGAAGCAUCCUCGCACGCUGGUGUUUCAAAGUCAGAGCACCUCCGUGAAGAUGGACAACAACCCACUUUACUGGUUUUACUCUGCGCCGCACCGUUGAUCCUGUGGCACAUCUACAUUGCGCGGAAAGCAACGACGAAGACCGGAUUUCUGUGCUAUUUGAUGUGGAAGUGCUUCUUCGUUCUGGUGAUCGUGUUGCCAAAGACCAUAUGCAUUGCAAAUAUGUCUGGGUCUGGAAGGUGGUAACUUGUCAUGGUAAAUCUGAAGCAUGCAAAAGUCUGUGUUGCAUGAGUGCUAAAAGCAGCUGUCCACUUUCGACCAAGUUGGGAGGGAGUUUCUCAUGCAGGAUAGGCAUGGCGGAGACCUCGCAGAGUCUGUCACGCUAAGUCCCGCAUUCCAGACCUCAUGGGUCAUGGAAAAUUUGCAUGACAAGUUUACACUCUUCCAGACCCAGACAUAUUUGCAAGGCAUAGACCAAUUUUCUGGAGUCGAUCGGGUUUCUCCUGGCGCUCUUCGUAUGCAUUGCAAAAGUAUCGUAUUCGUAUAAUUGCAUUACAAAUUCUUUCAGCAUGAGAAAUAAAAUUUGUAAUGCGGAUUUAGCUUGAGAACAAGAUUUGUAAUGCAUGUUUGCAAUUGCUACGAGCACGAUACUUUUGCACAGGAUACUUCGGCGAGUACAACCAUCCCUUGUCCGUAAUCAGUCUGGCGUUUGGCUGCGGGUUGUGGGUUAUCAAAUGCAAAUAGGUCUGGGUCUGGAAGGAUGCAAGAUAGAUUCCUAAAUCUGUAAUGCAUGAGCAGGAAGGCAGCCUCGUACCUGUCAUGCAAAAAUGCAGUUUGUCAUGCGGGAAGCGAAACAUAUAGGACCUCAGAAACUUGUCAUGUGUGGCUGCGUAACGCAGUGCACCCAUCAUUCACAAACUGGCAUCACAAGUUUCCAGACCCAGACAUAUUUGCAGUCCAUAUGGGUCCGGGGCUUGGGCAUUUACAGGACCGACCACUUACUGUAUUGAAUGGCGAUGGUGCAGCUGCAGCAGCUGGACCGAAUCGAGAAGUGGAGCACAAAAUUGCUGUUCUUGGUGGACGAGGGAAAAUCUUCUCGGGUCAGAAAGAAACUUCUUCUUCAGGAGCAACGACGUGCUGAAUAAAGAUGCGAGCGCAACAUGUCACUGACAUUGUCAGUUCCCUGGACGUCGAUUUAGCACGACUAACGUGUUACAACGCCUGGACCUCAUUGGUAAUUAGAAGGGUGUGGUUGUAAAUGUUCUACGAGACGGAGACAUGUUUUUCUUUUUUCUCGAUGGAGUUGAUUAUGAUUUCAAAUUUGCUUUUCCGCACCCUCAAACUCGCUGAGAAAUAAGCGCAAGAAAGAACCCGAAGAGGUCAUCAAGAAGAAAUGUAUUGUCCUGCUGGUGUAUAUUCGAGGAGGGAAAAAAACAAGAACUCUCGUAGCUUACACCGACAUCUUCACACGUCACACGACGACCUGGCGCUCUUUGAGUCAGAG
Molecule: messenger RNA, 5987 nt
Organism: Amoebophrya sp. A120
Lineage: Eukaryota; Dinophyceae; Syndiniales; Amoebophryaceae
Source: the annotation of a GenBank genome assembly